Molecule: messenger RNA, 11684 nt
Organism: Cydia pomonella (codling moth)
Lineage: Eukaryota; Metazoa; Arthropoda; Insecta; Lepidoptera; Tortricidae
Gene: ATP7
Product: copper-transporting ATPase 1
Exons: 30
Coding region: 531-4232 (1233 amino acids)
Biological process (GO): copper ion homeostasis; monoatomic cation transport
Cellular component (GO): membrane
Molecular function (GO): copper ion binding; ATP binding; ATP hydrolysis activity
Source: RefSeq, a predicted model, not a curated record
ACCUAACCUAACUGUUUUUCGGAACUUAAGUACAAAAUAUGAUUUGAUAUUUACCAGUCACUUUUCGGUGAAGAAAAACGUAAUAAGUCCUAGUUUACCCUCUGGGUUGGAAGAUCAGAUGGUAGUAAAACUAGUGCCUAUGCCAAUUCUUGGGAUUCGUUGCCAUAGCCCCCCGGCUCCUAUGAAAUGCCGGGACAACGCGAGGAAGAUGAUACAGUCUGUAACGAUUUAGUUUACCAACCAUUCCCACUUUCCCGUUAAUUUGUUAUUUGACCUGCAAUCGACGACUUAUAAUCUCUAAGAUAAACCGUUUACAUAGUGAUAGUUGUUAUCACCCAGUUUCUAGAACACGACCAAAGUAUAUCGACGUGUUUUACGUUAUUUGUGUGACUUUAUCAGUGCGGUGAUUGUCAACUAGACGUCGAGACGAAAUAGUGCUAUUGUAGAACAAGCGAUUAUAAAACGAUUAGUGGACGUAUAGACCGAUAUGUGUGAGUGAGUGCAACAUAGUGUGUGACAGUGACCGCAACAUGUCGCGGAACGUCAAAUACCAGAGGCUGGACGAUGUGGAGAUCGGGGAGACGGAGCAGGCCCUGGUGGCGGUUCGAAUCCCGAUCAAGGGCAUGACUUGCCAGUCCUGCGUGCGGAACAUUGAGGGCACUAUCCGCGGACUACGGGGCGUCGAGCAUGCUAAGGUGGAACUAUCAGAAAACGCGGGCUACUUCCGUUAUGCGCCGCGAGAGUGCAGCGCGGAGGCGAUCCGCGAGCGAAUAGAAGACAUGGGUUUUGACACACAAGACACCGCUCAGGACGAGACUAGAAAUCUCCUACCGAAAGAAAUCCCAACAGAUCUGCUGAUAGACAUGUCAGCUGCCGAGGAGAGCGACGUGCUCAUCUUAGUCGGCGGCAUGACAUGCCAGUCUUGUGUCAACACUAUAGAGGGUGCUCUAAGAGAAACCCCUGGCGUUAUCCACGCCACAGUGGACCUCGCGUCCGGCACAGCGAGAGUCCGGGCCAGCCGCUCUACUCUGACACCUCAACAGAUCGCAGACAUCAUAUACGAACUGGGAUUCGAUACGUCGAUCAAGAGCGUCGAUGGAGUGGAAACAAAUGGAAAUAGUGAACCUAAUUCACAAGGCAAAGCCAACCAAGAUGCUUCAGGUGACGGCGUGCUAGUCAGACCGUCGCCAACCAAGAGUAAAACACAAACUAAUGGCAAACUACCAUCAGAAUCAGAGUUAACACGAUGUACGUUAGAAGUGAAAGGCAUGACGUGUGCGUCGUGUGUCGCCGCCAUCGAGAAACACUGCUCAAAGUUAUAUGGUGUGGACUCCGUCCUCAUUGCGCUGUUAGCAGCCAAGGCAGAAGUCAGUUUCUCCCCUAGAAAGAUCUCCGCCACCGACAUCGCUAACAGCAUAACUGAAUUAGGCUUCCCCUCCGAAGUGCUCAGUGUCGAUGACGGAACGGGCCUUAAGGAAAUACAACUCACGAUACGCGGCAUGACGUGCGCGUCGUGCGUCAAUAAAAUCGAGAAGACUGUACUUAAACUGACCGGCGUUGCGUCCUGCUCCGUCGCGCUUACCACCAGCAAAGGGAAAGUUAAAUACGACGCUGAAGUUAUAGGUCCACGAACGAUAUGUGAAGCAAUCAACAACUUAGGCUUCGAGGCGACCGUCGCCAGCCCCAACAGCAAGGGCGCUUCCAACUACUUAGAACACAAAGAAGAAAUAAGAAAAUGGCGGAACGCGUUCCUAAUCUCUCUCCUGUUCGGUGGGCCCUGCAUGGUGGCCAUGGCGUACUUCAUGGCCAGCAUGGGCCACCAUCAUGAUCCCAGGGACAUGUGCUGCGUGCUGCCUGGCCUGAGCUUGGAGAACCUCAUCAUGUUCCUGCUGGCUACCCCCGUACAGUUCAUCGGCGGGUGGCAUUUCUACAAGCAAGCGUACAAGGCGCUGAGCCACGGGACGUCGAACAUGGACGUACUAAUCUCUAUGACUACUACUAUAAGUUACGCGUACUCGCUAGCGGUGGUGGCGGCGGCCAUGGCGCUGCAGAAAGACACAAGUCCCAUGACGUUUUUCGACACGCCGCCCAUGCUGUUGGUGUUCGUGUCCCUGGGCAGGUGGCUGGAGCAUAUCGCUAAGGGCAAAACAUCAGAAGCUCUUUCCAAGCUGUUAUCAUUAAAAGCUACGGAGGCUGUGUUAGUAAAUCUGGACGCAAACGGACAAGUGCUCAGCGAGAAGAACAUACCGGUGGAGCUGGUGGAACGGGGAGAUGUGUUAAAAGUAGUACCAGGUGCGAAAAUACCAGUGGACGGCAAAGUUAUUUCAGGACAGAGCACGUGUGACGAGUCGCUUAUUACUGGAGAAUCCAUGCCCGUGGCCAAAACUAAAGAUUCCCUAGUAAUCGGAGGUAGUAUAAACCAACACGGAGCGUUGCUCGUGUCCGCCACACACACAGGCGAAUGCAGUACUCUCGCCCAAAUAGUUCGACUGGUGGAAGACGCCCAGAGCAGUAAGGCCCCCAUACAGCGCCUGGCCGACACUAUAGCCGGGUACUUUGUCCCGAUAGUUAUAGGUCUGUCUGUCCUUACGUUGGUGUCCUGGAUGGUCGCCGGAGCUAUAAAUGUGGACGUUAUCAAAAGGAUAAUGCCGGACUCAUACUUAAAUUCCGGUUUCUCCGACUGGGAACUGAUCGUGCAAACGGCCUUCCACUUCGCGCUAAGUGUCCUGGCCAUAGCGUGUCCCUGCGCACUUGGACUGGCCACGCCUACCGCUGUCAUGGUGGCUUCUGGAGUCGGGGCCAGGAAUGGAUUGCUGGUGAAAGGCGCGGAACCGCUUGAAAAUGCACACAAGGUGAAAACGGUGAUCUUCGACAAGACGGGCACCAUCACUCGCGGCAGCACCGCCGUGGCCAAGGUCUCCUUGUUGACUGGAAGCGCCGACUCUUUGCACGAAGUCCUCUCCUGCAUACUGUCGGCGGAGCUGAACUCAGAACACCCCGUCGCUUCUGCGAUCGUGAAGUUCUGCCGCGCCGCGCUGGGCCCCGCGGCGCCCGCGCCGUGCGCCGGCUUCGUGGCGGCGCCGGGCUGCGGCCUGCGCGCGCGCGUCACGCUGGCGCCGCGCCGCCCCGCCGACACGCCCACAUACGAGGCUGGAUCAACGUUCACAGUUUGCGGGGUGCCGGUGGAAGUGGUCGGCAGCGAGGGCGACGCGGCGCUGAGCUCCGCGCAGGCGCAGCACCGGCUCAGCGCGCUCAUACCCACGGACGAGCGGGAAGUAGUAGUACUAAUAGGCAACAGGGAGUGGAUGUCUCGCAACGGGGUCAAAGUCGGUCGGAGAGUGCAGGAGGCGCUUAAAGCGGACGAGCAAUUGGGCAGGACUGCUGUCUUAGCUGCCAUUAAUGAUGAGCUGGUGUGCACGAUAGGAGUCUCUGACGAGGUGAAGCCCGAGGCGCACCUGGCGGUGUACUGCUUGAAGAAGAUGGGGCUCGAGGUCUGUCUCCUGACGGGGGACAACAGGAAGACUGCCGUCGCCAUCGCUAGACAGGUGGGCAUCAACAAGGUGUAUGCGGAGGUGCUGCCCUCGCACAAGGUGGCCAAGAUACAGAAACUCCAGGAGCAGGGGCAGAAGGUCGCCAUGGUGGGUGACGGCGUGAACGACUCGCCGGCGCUCGCGCAGGCCGACGUCGGCAUCGCCAUCGCGAGCGGCACCGACGUCGCCGUGGAGGCGGCCGACCUCGUGCUCAUGAGGAACGACCUGUUGGAUGUAUACGCGUGCUUGCUGCUGUCCCGCGCGUGCGUGCGGCGCGUCCGUCUCAACUUCCUGUUCGCGUCCGUGUACAACCUACUCGGCAUACCGUUGGCUAGCGGUGCUCUGGCUGUCUUCGGUCUUCAACUUCAGCCGUGGAUGGCUUCGGCGGCCAUGGCGAUGAGCUCUGUGUCCGUGGUGUGCUCCAGCUUGCUGCUUAAGACGUUCAGAAAACCUACCAAAGAAGAGCUCCGUACUCCCGAGUACCUGCAAUCCAUAAGACUAGAGGACUUAGAUAGCGUGUCGGUACACAGAGGUUUGGACGAGAGGAUCGACGUGGGGGAUCGGGGGAACUCGCCCAUUGCCAAAUUGUUCAACCGACACAAAAUAAGUGAUGGCUGCCUAUUGCAAGAAGAGGACGACCUGAUGACCGUCUCUUUCAUACCGAAGCGGCCGACCAAGGACCAGCCCAGUCUCAACGACUGAGCAUUUCACACUAGAUAGAAAUAUUAUCUAGACUGAAAUCGGGACUGAUAUGUUUUAAAAAAAACGGAUGAUGCGACAACGCGAUAGACAGAAUUAAAAUAUUAUGUAAUCGUGUAGUGUUGUAAAAUGUGUUGGAAACGGGUAUUAGGCUUCGAGCAACACCGGGAAGGGAGUCGGCAUUCGCACUAUUUCCCCUCUGUCGGAGCCAUAGAUGGUAGGAUUGUAUAGAUGUGCUAUACCCCUUGAGGGACAGGACAUACGCAAUGCGACAAAAUUAAAAAUACAUUUUAAUACUGACAACAUACCUACAUAAUUUGGUCGGGUUAUUUGUUGCUCACCAUAAACCAUAUUAAAAUUUACGGUGGGGACUAAAAAACUGUGACAAGAAUAAACAUAACGCUUUCUCUGCUACUCCUACAGAAAGAUACAUAAUACUAUCCCGUUCUGUCAGUUCCCCCCACCACACAUGCCCAACUGGGCAUAGCGAGGUGCGAGUUGUGAUUCCGUACACAAAAAGAGAUCGAGGUGUGCAAGAUGUGUCAUUUUCUAUGUUGUGUCGUCAUUACAGAUUGGAUGUUGUAUGUAGUGAGUAAAAAGUGCGACUGUGUGCACGUGCCCGCAAAAAAUGGCAGAACGGUUUGCACGGUAAGAUAUCGCUUGGUCUCCUCCCUUCCGACGUGUCGGAUGUCGGAAGCCGGUGUUGCUCGAAAGUAUUACGUGUCACAAUGUAAGAAGAGGCCGGAAGAAGUGAAGUAUGGUCAGAUCAAAAUAUAGAUCGUGUCGUUCAUGAUGACGUGUGGCUUGAUUGGUAUUUUCAUGUUAAUAAAGGUUAGAUUUGACAAAUCUGCGCGUCAUCUUGGAUGGCACGAACUAUAGAUCGCGUCUUCUGUCACACGAAAUAACUGAUCUAUUGCGCAAUAUAAUUCACGGUCUGUCAGUACCUGAGGAUGUUUUUCGGUAUGUGUAUUUGUAUAAAAUAUGUUACCUAUAUUACCUGAGUAUUGUGUACAAAUACAUAUUUUAUUAAUUUUUAUUAAAUCAAUCGUACAUAAAAGUUCUUUUUGUACUCGACGACUGUAAUGGUUAAAUUAAGAUUUCGUAUACCAAGCUAUAAUUGCGUACUUUUCAUGUAUGGGCUCCCAACUCUACUAUAAGAUUCAUUUCGCUGUAGUCAACUAUAAAAUAAUUGACCAAUCACGUGCCACCGCGCUGCCAUAGAAAAUAAUAAACGGGCGCGGGAGUCGCGCGUUUAUGUCUUUUGUACUACAUUUUUGUCUACUGAGAUACCAAUUUUACAUUCAUUGUUUAGGUUUUAUUGUAAAAAAAUAUUAUUUUAGAUGACUCAUAGAAAAAGUAUUGUAUACAAUAGUAGAUUAUAUUAAUCAAGCUUUUCAAUUUCGUACCUUACUUAGGCAACUCAGCAAGCUUCGUUGCCUAAACACGGUGCUCGACUGAAAAGCUCUCUAUUAUACCACGAUUGUAUAAAAUAAUAGAUAAUACAACGUAUCUUGUUGUAAUAGAUUUGAUGGUGAGUUUUGGUUAAAAGGCUGUCAACACCUAAAGCGCGCACACUGUCUAUUUGUAUCGGAGUAAACGAGAAAGCACUGUCGCAUGUUACUGGGCCUGGGCAAGGGAAUAAUAAGAAAAUUAUUUAAAUAAAAAAAAGUGGAUUAUUAGUGUAAUAUUUUACUCGUUAGCGGUUUAGAUAUAAAUGUUUUUGAAAUUGUGAUUUUAAUUGCGGACCCAUAAGUCAAAACAAUAAAGACGUAGAACCGUUUAAUUGUGAUUUUAAGACCAAUCUUUGCAAUUAUUUUCUAUCGAGCCGAUUUCGUUCAAUCAUGUAUCGAGUACAACCACGGUCUUUGAAAUAUAAUUAAUAUGAACAUAUAUUUUUCUUACUUGACUAAAACAAAUAGUCUUUCUUAAAAAACUGUUUAAGUAACAUCAAUUUCAAGGACAUUGGGUGUUGACAGCCCCUUAAUAGACGAUUUUUUAAUGCCGUGCGAGCUACACAUGAUCGUUAUUGCCAAAAUACUCGUGUCGAUUUUUUCCAUGAUCAAAAUGAUCAUUUUUUUUUUAUUGAUAAAAAUGUUUACAUGACAUUACAGUUGAACCAAUGCGUCACGAAACUUCGACUAACACCAAUAAUAAUUAUAAACAUUAACAAUUAUAAGACAAUAAUGGCACAUUGACAAAUUAAAUUGGAACAAUUAAAUUUAAUCAUCUUAUAAUUAAAUUAAUGGCUGGCAUUUGAACAUGUUACGUAGAUUUAUUGCAAUCAAAACUCACUAAUUAAAAUAUUAAACAAAAAUCAAGCAUGUUUGGGUAUUACUACGGUAAUUAGUGAGUUCUGUUUAUCUGUGAUUUAUGAUCAUCUGAAGAAAUACUAGGCAGGUACCGAUACAGUUUCAUUCGGUUCUUAACACAUUCACAACCCACCUGGUGGGCGCUCGUGAACUUUGUUCAGAUGCCGGAUAACCCGCUAGGCGGGUUGUUUUGUACGCAGCUAUAGACCACUGGUUUCUGGGGUAGUGCGCCGUUUUUUGUCCGGCAGUGAAUGUGUUAAUCAGAAAACACUCAGAAACUUCGUAUUUAGGUACUAAAUACUAAAUUAAGUAAAUUUGCCCGUUGAAUACUUAGUCAGCUCAUAAGUUCUCUCACAAAGGUUUUGACUGAUAAAAUGUAAUACUAUUUCAACAAAAAAGUUGCCACGAUUUGAAAGCUUGUUUUAUACUGAUCAAAACGUAAUAUAAUUAGUUUAAAAGUUUGAUCGCGUCUUUGUUUACUUUGGGACUGUCGUUAGACGUGAAAACGCGGCUGGAUUGUGAAAAAUUAUACUCUACAAAACGUGUUGUUUAUUUAUAUGAACCUAUUUUAUUAGAACGUUAUUUUACCACCAGCAUUUAGUUCUCCGACAAGUCUGUACUUCAGCUAAUACCCUUCAAACUUAGGGUACUUUUUAGUGACACGCUAAUUUUUGACUGCCAUUCAACCAGUAGGUUUGGUAAAACACGUACAGUUGCAAUUUGGCAAUACCAAUACACAUGACUUAUAUAUUUCAAGAUAGAUAAAAGUCCCAGCUUUUUUAUGACAGAUUCAACCGUGUAAAAAGGGAAAAAAGGGAUCAAAAUCACCUUGAACAAGUCGUGUAUUUUUUAUGACAUUUUUCCGAAUAUUACGUAGAAUUAUAUUGUAAGUAAUUCAGCAUUAAAUAAGCUUUCAACGUAUAUAUAAAUAUAUAUACUUAUGAAUAAUAAGGGAUCUGUAAAUAGCUUUUUUAUCUGUAAAAAUCUUUGUGACAGGACUAUACUCUGUAUAUGUCUUUAAAUAAAAAUAAACAAGCAUUUGUAAAUUUCCGGGUAGUUAUAACAUUUAUUGGUUAACCAACCAAAUACAAAACCGCCUGGAUCUGUCACUGAACGACCUGACUUUAACCUACAUUAUUUGAUCAUGUAAUGUUUUCAUCUACUCUCAACUGGCUUAAGGAGCCAUUUGAGGGUAGAUUUUGUUUACUUUUAUUUAAAUACCUAAAGAUACAGAGUAUAACUAUAAGGUAAAGAGUUUAUAGGCUUCCGCGUAUACACGUUGCAAGAUUCUAAGAAACCAGGAACCUGCUUCUUAAAGAAAAUAUUACAUUACUAAAUUUUUUACAUUUGUACGAUGGAGUUUUAUAAUCAGUGAUAUUAUAAUGUGUAGACAUUUUAAUGGAAAAAUGUUAUUGAUCAUGUAUUGCUAUUUAUUGUGAGUAUUUUCGAUAAGUUUUGAAGUGUCUAAAUUCUUCCAUUGUCUGUUUUAUAGUAUUUCAAUUAGUUUCUAAAAUAUGUAAAAUAUCUGAAAUUAGUUUGAUGUAAAAAUUUACAUAUUUAAUAGGGAAUAUUACCCGAAACUCUGCGUAGAGGGCGCCACUACCACAAUCCAUCACAAUCCGGUCUACCGCGGAACAAGAAAAUCGAAAUUUCGUUAUCUAAAUUCUAUCAUUCUUGCAUAUUCGAGCGAUAAAGAGGCAUAUAACUAAAUUUGGGUUUUUCAAGUUCCCCGGUAGGCCCUUUGUAAACAAACCGCCUUGAUGCAUCAAUGUCAUAUUUUAUUAUCUGUGAAAAUAAGGCACAGUAUGUAUAAGUUACUCUAUGGUUUACGAUAGGUGUUAGUGCUGCACUCUGGCGGCUGAACAUUGCAGUAAUACUCCCUAUUACUCUCAAAGAAAAUACUGGCCCGAUUUCCUUGUAUGAAAAUUCUAAACUACAAUUUUUGAAGAAAUGUAUACAUGUAAAAAUUAUUUUAAUCUACUUUAAAUUACAAAAUCAUUUAUUCAGACAUAAAAACAGUUUAAAUUAUAUACUUAAUAACAAAACUUAUAAACUUAUCUUAAUUAACUUAACAAUAACCUAAAUUACCUUUAUAGUACAUAUGGUGCUACUUUACCGCAUUAGUGCGCAAGUUAGCAUAUUAUGUUACUGUGUCGAACAUUUAAGGGGUCAUAUGUACUGUAAAACGUUGUACGAUACAUGUGCGAAUAGGUAAUUCGCAACUCGUGUUUUAAUUUAUCGCCACUCGUUUGGAAUUUCCUAUUUUUCGCACUUGUAUCGUAAUGUACUAUUACAUCUCAUUAGUUGUUGUCUUACAUCUUGUAGACGGUAUGGUAUUUUCAACAAUUCAUUUAUUGUAUAAUACUUCGUUUUUUUUAAUUAGAAAAAGGGUAAAUAAUCUGGACGUGUCUUUAUAAUGAUUAAAAUAAAUAAUAACUAUUACCAAAGACAAUUUAUUGUAAUAGAGAGGUAGUCUAAGAAAAAAACGUGCCCCUUAGUUUGACAUCCAAAUAUUUUAUGUAACAUUACAUAUUUAAUGUAACACAUUAUUCAAAAGUGUUUUUCAAUAAAGACACUCAAGAUUGUACCCUUUUUCUAAUGCAAAGAAAAAACGAAGAUAGAUAUGUUAAUUCCUUCGAGCAACACCGGGAAGGGAGUCGGCAUUCGCACUGUUUCCUCUCUUCCGAAGCACAUGGCCAACUGGGCAUAGCGCGGGCAUGUUGUGACUCCAUACACAAAAAGAGAUCGAGGCGUGCAAGAUUUGUUUUUGACGUGUGUCAUUUUCUAUGUAUUUGUGUCGUCAUUACAGGUUGGAUUUUGUAUGUAGUGAGUGAGAAGUGCGACUGUGUGCACGUGCCCGCAAAAAAUGGCAGAACGAUUUGUACGGUAAUAUAUAGCUUGGGCUCCUCCCUUCCGACGUGUCGGAUGCUUCGAAUUUGUCGGUGUAGACGGCGCUGGCUCCGUACAUUAUGCGGUAACUGGUUGUCAAAAGUUGACAUUUGUCAAUUCAGUUACCACAAAACAUGGCGCCGUACAGCGCCACGUUUAGCUGUCAAACUCGAAGGCACGAUAUUUUCUUAUAGGGAGCGUGCAUGAACUGUAGGAGGCAGCACAGGAGCCGACAGAUUUUUGGCGCGAGGCGUAAAUGUGAUGUUUUUUGUUCCAAUGUAGCCCACAAGAUGGCAGAACCUACUAUGCACAAGAAAACACGUGACGUGUAAAUGUGCAUGUUUAUGGUUCCGAUUCAGGCCACAAGAUGGCAGACCCUCCAACGCGCACGGUCCCUAUACUUUAUACGUCUAAUACAAUAAAUGAAUCUUUGGUAUUUUCUAUAAGAAUUUUAGAUAAUCAUAUUAAUCCUCCAAAGACUUGUAAAUAUUUUUAUUGGGAGUUUAUUUUUAAUGUGUAUUUUAAUUUUGUAUCGUUUUAUGUAUAGUGACAGGUAUAGGCGUUCUCUUUCGCACCUUACUUACGUACUCAUUUUAUUGCCAGUAUUUUUUAAUAAAUGGGCCAAAAUACUUUUUAAUGCCUAUUAGGAAUUAUGUACAAAUUUUGAUUCUAGAGACAAAUUAGUUAACAAAGGAUGCUUUAUUAUAUUCAUUCGGAAUUUCAAUGUUUUCUAUAAUAGUUUGUCAUCGCUGCAGCGAAGUUUUCACGAUAACUAUAUCAUUUAUGCCGAUAUUUAAACAAUAUUGGAUAUCCCAAAAAAAUUGCGUUACUUUACAAAAACUUUUUUUUUGAAAAAUAAUAUUGCAAGAAGAUUAUUGGGUAGUGGUAAGUAACAAGACAAUUUUGGAGUCCAAGUAUUUUAAAUAAAUAUUACUGUAUUUAAUUUAAUUUCAUAAAUUAUGCUAAUAAAUCUUUGGGUCAAAAUGGUAAUAAUAAAUAAAGAAUUUUAUUAAACGUUAUGUAUUACAUUGUAAGUUAAUUGUAUUAAAUUUGGAAAUAAGUGUAAUUUUCUCGUAAGUUACCUGAAAUUUUUGCUUUAGUAAUUGAUUUCAAAAAUGUAUUUUGGCCCAAGUAUAUAAUAUUUUCGAGCUCUGUGUGAAAGAGACGGCUAUUUACCUACCUGCUAUCUCACUCUUAAGGCUUUAUUAUAUAACAAUUAAUCAGGGAUCUCUUUGUAAAGCCUUUAGUCACAAUUAAAGAACUAAUGCAGUACAAAGACUCCAUUAAAAUGUUCUUUUAACUUGUUCCAAUUUAUACAGUAUGUACAUAUAUACCAUGCUUAGUGUUAACUUAUAAUACAAAACUAAAAAGCUUCCUAGUUUGUUUUUAUAAGUUUUAAGGUCAAAAAUGAUUGCUCAAAAACAAGAUACUUAAGUAAUAUUAGUUAGUUACACUAUACACCGCGCCGAAAUAGGUGCCUCUCUGCAGAUGAAAAUAUGUCAGAUAUUUUCCGUGAUAUGUGCGUUGUACACUCAAUAAGACAUAUACAUUAUUUUUCACUAAACCAGCUCGAAAUGGCUCUCUUUUUACUUCAAAACUGAUAAGAAAGUUGCAUUUUAUCCACAUGCGUGGCAAAGUAAUCUGAUGCAAAUUUUGAUUUGUUUGCUCAUGUUGGCUGAUAAAUAUUUAAUAACCUUCAUUUGAAUUUGAUUUGUAAUGUCUUACAGAUAGUAUUUUCCUCGCGUUGGUGUGGUGAAAAAUGUUGUGUUUCACUCGGGAGCAAAGUUUGUUUAACCCUCGUGUCUUGAAACCGUCACAGCGCUCAAGAUUCCACUUUUCGAACCAGUCGCUGUGCUCGUGGUUUAAUUUUGGAUUAUUUCGCUUGGUCGGAUAUCAAUAUUAUCACGAGGGGUUAAACAACAACUUUGCCCACUUGUAUAACAAAUAACUAUUACAUUGAUCCAAAGUGUUUUUCUAUUUUGUGUCCCACUGUCCUUCCCUUUUCUUCCGCCACUCAUCACGAUUUAGGGCACGCUCCCGCCAGUCACUGCAAUAUGCGUCGAGGUCGUCCCGCCAUCUCUUCUAUUCUGCCUCUAAUCGUAUUAUAUCGAGCGUUUUUCUGGAGUCGUUGUACUGGUUAUAGUUAUUAUGUGGUAGUCACGUAUCCCAGCUAAUCCUUCGAUGUAUAUCGUAAACGUACUUUAGUGCAAGUAUUCUAUUUUUUAUUGUACCGAAUAAAAAUGUAUACUUUUUAAAA